Molecule: messenger RNA, 1023 nt
Organism: Nicotiana tabacum (common tobacco)
Lineage: Eukaryota; Viridiplantae; Streptophyta; Magnoliopsida; Solanales; Solanaceae
Source: RefSeq, a predicted model, not a curated record
GGAGUUUAAAAGAAAAAUCAAAAGAGAUGAAGUAUUCAAUUUCCUCUUUCUGUUAAGGUCGUGUUUGGUUGAACACUGAAGUUCAGGUGAGAAUCAUUUGGAGGAGCCAAACAAGGCUCUGAAAUGUAUAUGAUAUUUAAGCGAUUGAUCAUCGGUGGAGAGAUUGUUGAAGAAGAAGGCGAGUGGGAAAAAGAAAGAUAAAGAAUUCAAAUAGAAUACGACUCUAGCUAAAUAUUCGUAGGAUUAUUCAUUUUUUUUUCCAGAAGAUUUUGAAAGUAUCUAGAAGAUUCAUCAGCGAGAUUCCAGCUUACGGUGAGAGAAUUGAGGCAAUGUCGGCAAAGAUGAUGAUGAAAGAGGCGGCGAAUGUGACCGCAAUUGAAUCUCAGUCACCUGUGGCGGCGGCGGCGAAGAUGAAAAAUGAAGUGCAAUUUGCGAAGUGCGAGUGCUGCGGAUUGACGGAGGAGUGUACGGAGGCGUACAUAGCGAGAGUGCGGGAACGAAAUCAAGGGCGGUGGAUAUGCGGGCUGUGCGCGGAGGCGGUGAAGGACGAGAUGGUGAGAUCGUCGUCGUCCGAGAGAAGGAUCGGAAGAGAAGAAGCUUUAAAUCGGCAUAUGACAUUUUGUAAGAAGUUCAGAGCAAAAAGUCUGCCAAAAAAUCCGACGGACGAAUUAAUAUCGGCGGUGAAGCAGUUGUUACUGCGGAGCUUGGAUUCGCCGCGGUCAAGCAGACAAGGUCUGGUUCGAUCACAGAGUUGCUUUUCAGCUAUUGAUAGUUGAAUUUGAGUCUUUGGAACGUGUUUGGUAGUAUUGGGAAGAGAAUUGUUGGGGGUAAAUUAAUAGAAGAUCAAUGGAAGUUAUUAGUAUUAGGCUUGAAUAAAUUCUUGCUGCUUAAUGUGGUAUGCAAAAAUUGAACCGGUUAUGCAUUUGCUUGAUUUAGUUGUUGUUGUUGUUAAACAAUUCUUUGGUAAAAUAUAUCUAUUUGGAUCGUAUAUUGGUGAAUCAAUUGAUGAAAAUUUGGCUUUAA